AUGAGAAAAACCAGAAGUUAUGAGUCUUUAAAAGUGAUGCUUAUUCGAAAUCUUCUACGGUUGCCUCAAUAUGCAUCAAAGAUCUCCAAAAGGAACGGACAUAUGUACUGCGUAGAUCCUUCUCUCGGUCUAGAUGCUGAUGUUGUUGAAGUGCAGAAAGUUGCUCGCGAUUUUGCACGUAAGGAAAUGUAUCCCAAUAUGGCGAAGUGGGACAAAGAGGAAUACUUCCCCGUAGAGAUGAUGAGACAUGCAGGAGAGUUAGGAUUUGGUGCUAUUUAUUGCAAAGAAGAUUACGGUGGAUGUGGUAUGACCAGGCUACAUGCUUCUGUAAUUUUUGAGCAAUUGGCAGCUGGCUGUGUCUCAACCGCUGCUUAUAUGAGCAUUCAUAAUAUGUGCGCUUGGAUGAUUGACACCUAUGGACCCAAGGAAAUGCGAGAAAAAUACAUCCCCAGCAUGGCUGCGUUCGAAACCCUUUCCUCAUACUGCCUAACGGAACCAAACUCCGGGUCCGAUGCAGCUAGCUUGAGUACUAUAGCCCGACGUGAAGGCGACUACUAUGUUGUUAAUGGUUCAAAAGCAUUUAUCAGCGGAGCGGGAUCGUCUAAAAUUUAUGUAGUUAUGGUGCGACACGAGGGACAAUCAGGAGCAAAAGGGAUCUUUUGUUUGUUGAUAGAGGAUGGUAUGGAAGGGUUUACACAAGGGAAGAAAGAGCAGAAAUUGGGAUGGAAUACUCAACCAACUCGAAUUCUUUCCUUUGAGGACGUCAAGGUCCCAGUGACGAAUCAAAUUGGUCCCGAUAAUCACGGAUUCAAUAUUGCCAUGGCUGGUCUGAAUGGAGGUCGAAUAAAUAUUGCUAGUUGUUCUUUAGGAGCUGCACAACAGAGUAUAGAUUUAGCCAUCGAUCAGUUAAAGGUGCGAAAACAAUUCGGCAAACCACUUUCCGAGUUUCAAUGGAAUCAGUUUAAAUUGGCAGAAAUUGCGACUAAGUUGCAAAGUAGUAGGUUGAUGAUUCGAGAUGCCGCUCGGCACCUUGAUGCAGAUAGCAUCCAUAAAGCUGCUUUGUGUGCCAUGGCAAAACUUCAUGCUACGGAAAAUUGCUCACAGAUUGUGAAUCAAGCUUUGCAAAUGUUUGGCGGAUACGGGUAUCUGAAAGACUAUCCCCUACAACAAUAUUUGCGCGAUUUACGGGUGCAUGAAAUUCUGGAAGGAACGAAUGAAAUGAUGCGAUUGAUCAUCGGACGUGAUCUCCUUAUGAACGAACAUAUCGCUAUGUCAUAAUCCCCCAAAUCUUAUUUCCACGGUUGCAUAGUCCUUUUCUACUGUAUGCAAAACUCGGAGCGAUCGCAGCAUGAGUUUUGUCCUCCUUUUAUUUUGUAGGAAAAGCUUUUAAUGCGUAGUUUAUCUAUUUGUUGAUUUAUUGACAUAGCGAUUGGGUAGACCCAAUGCACCUCCAACUGUCCCUUUGCCUUUUAUAUGUGCCUCUUCAUAAAGUUCAUAUGUAUCGUAUGUGGGUGAUGCGUCGUUAAAUUAUUUUUCGUAAAAUCAGAGUGCACUGUUUGAGAAAACUAAUUAGCACUUUGAUUCGUAUACCAUAC
This is a messenger RNA of Cylicocyclus nassatus, 1595 nucleotides long. Lineage: Eukaryota; Metazoa; Nematoda; Chromadorea; Rhabditida; Strongylidae. The record is from the annotation of a GenBank genome assembly.